CGCAGACGAGCCUCUCCUGAGGGACAACCCCAGGCGAUUCGUCAUUUUCCCCAUCCAGUACCACGAUAUCUGGCAAAUGUACAAGAAAGCGGAGGCCUCUUUCUGGACGGCCGAAGAGGUCGAUCUGUCGAAGUUUUAUGGUGCCAUUAUUAUAAUGGGGUCGAUCUGUCGAAGGACCUGCAGCACUGGGAGUCGCUGAAGGACGAGGAGAAGCACUUUGUCUCCCACGUCCUGGCCUUCUUCGCCGCAAGCGACGGAAUAGUCAAUGAGAACUUGGUGGAGCGCUUCAGCCAGGAAGUUCAGGUGACCGAGGCCCGCUGCUUCUACGGUUUCCAGAUCGCCAUGGAGAACAUCCACUCUGAGAUGUACAGCCUGCUCAUAGAUACCUACAUCAAGGACUCCGCUCAGAGGGAUUACCUUUUCAAUGCUAUCGAGACACUACCCUGUGUCAAGAGGAAGGCAGACUGGGCCCUGAACUGGAUCGGAAACAAGAAUGCAGAGUUUGGUGAGCGAGUGGUCGCUUUCGCUGCUGUGGAAGGAAUCUUCUUCUCUGGCUCGUUCGCCUCCAUCUUCUGGCUGAAGAAGAGGGGGCUAAUGCCCGGUCUGACCUUCUCCAAUGAGCUCAUCAGCAGGGAUGAGGGACUUCACUGCGACUUCGCCUGCUUGAUGUUCAAACAUCUGGUAAACAAGCCUUCUGAGAAGACUGUUUCCAACCUCAUCAUGGAUGCAGUAGCUAUUGAGCAGGAGUUCCUGACCGUAGCCCUGCCAGUGAAGUUGAUUGGGAUGAACUGUGACAUGAUGAAGCAGUACAUUGAGUUUGUGGCGGACAGACUGAUGUUGGAGCUUGGAUUCAACAAGGUAAAGAGUCCACAGGCCAUUGGCGACGUAUGGUGUAUGUUAAUCAUGCCAAAUAUUCCGCUAGGUUUCAAGUCUUCAUCAUUUAACGCGUCAGAAAAACGGGCACCAUAACUGUUUUGGUUCAGG
Gadus macrocephalus (Pacific cod) is the source of this 984-nucleotide messenger RNA. Its product is annotated as ribonucleoside-diphosphate reductase subunit M2-like. Gene Ontology annotation, cellular component: cytosol. The annotation marks the transcript as partial. Lineage: Eukaryota; Metazoa; Chordata; Actinopteri; Gadiformes; Gadidae. The record is from RefSeq and is a predicted model, not a curated record. The transcript has 8 exons. Gene Ontology annotation, molecular function: ribonucleoside-diphosphate reductase activity, thioredoxin disulfide as acceptor. Gene Ontology annotation, biological process: deoxyribonucleotide biosynthetic process.